Carassius auratus (goldfish) is the source of this 2068-nucleotide messenger RNA. RefSeq names its product sperm microtubule associated protein 2 like (gene spmap2l). The record is from RefSeq and is a predicted model, not a curated record. Lineage: Eukaryota; Metazoa; Chordata; Actinopteri; Cypriniformes; Cyprinidae. The transcript is spliced from 8 exons. Bases 272 to 967 code for a protein of 231 amino acids.
UUUUGAAACAAAAACCCUGUAAUGUUACUUUUUUAGCAUCAGUGACAUCAUUUUUAGAAUCUUUAGAAUUGCGGGAAUCAUAUUUCCUGUUUUGUUUAUGAUGUCAUGGUCUGUUAGUUCAGGCUGAUUUCAGCUCUUCUGUGAUGACCCAGCAGGACCAUGUGACUUCGGUUGUCACAGUGACAGCUUCCAUAGCAACAGGCGGUCUCUAUUGUGACAUUCAGUAAGCUUUUAGUUUCCCAGGGUUCCUUUGGGUCUGUACCUGGACAGAAUGGACUCGGAGUCUGGAUUAAGGUCAUCCCAUUUGGAUAGGAUUUCGUAUCUAGCUCAACCAAAGAAGUCGAAGACCAUUUGGGCCACAACACCUUGGAUCCUGACAUGGGGAAACCAGGAAUCGAUACGACCGCUGUCCCGCUCAGCACUGCAAGCCAUUCCGAGCCCCAGAAUAAAGGCUCUGGCCCAGCCUAAGAAAGACUUCUGCCUCCAGAUCCAGCUCAGAUGUCAGACAUUCCCUCUGCAAUCUUCCUGCAGGAAAGAGGAAGAGGAGGAGAGAUGGAUGAAGAUCUCCCGCCCUUCCUCUCAUGCAGUGCAGUACGAGAACCUUGUCCGUCUUUCAACUCCCAAAACCCGAGGAAGAAGUGCCCAGGAAGUGAAUUCUCCUCACUCAUUGUUAUGUGAGCAUGACUGUCCCAUCUGGCAUGUGAGUCCUAGUUUAAGGGACACUGUCGUUUCGCCCCGAAUCCUCCAGAUGUCCAUCCCCAAAACCCACCACCCCGACUUCACCAGCAACAGACAGAAUGUGCAGACAUUCAUCUCAUAUGCAGCUCAAACAGCUAAGAUGACGUCUAGACUGGAGCAGCUCUCACUCCCCAAACUAAGAAAGAACAGACACUUCUAUGACCCCGGACAACCAGAGAGUCCUAUCCGAACUGUAAGAGACACACUGUGCUUAACCUCAGGUGUCUAGAGGAGCAAGAAUCGCCACAGCGAGUGCCCGAAUCCAAGCUUUAUCCACUCCUAAAGCCCUCUCUAAAGAUUACAUCCCACCCAGAGAAGCAACAUGGCAGCCCUGAGAAAACAAGACCGACCACAAAGCUGUGGUUUCCAGCACAUCCAUCAUCUGCAGUUAUUGUAUUUUGUCACUUUCUCACACCUUCCUUUUCCUAUCAGGAGCUUGUUGAUUGGUUGAGCUCUCUUUGCUUUCGCUCUGGUUUUCUAAUCAGUCUCAGAUUUUGACUCUGGACUACUUUUGACUGAAACGUAAGUACUACAUUAUUCUUAGCCUGCUGCCAAACCCGCCUGGCUCCUCAAACAGGACUGUGUGUUUUACGCCUGUAGUGUUUCCAGAUUGACUCUUUUUGGAUUUGUGUCUAGCUGCCGCUUUCUGUGAGAAAAUGCUGCAAGAGUAUCUAUCAGCAUCUGGUUUGAACAUCGGUGUAAGUUUUCGUGCCUGGACUUUCAUUCUAUACAUUCACCUAGAUUACACUUCUGUACUAGAAUCAUGAUAGAAUCAUAAAAUAAAUUAAUGAAAUCAAAUAAAAAUGUGUACAUUGGCAAUUAUUUCAAUAGUUACACUGUAUUUGCUGUACAAAAAAAAAAAAAAAAAUAAUAUAUGCCUUGUUGUGAUCAAGUUUAAUUAAAUAAUUGAAAAUGAGUUACCAGUAACUUAAAAACGGUUACAUUUCUGCAUGUGUUUUGGACUCUGUACUGUUGCUAAUGUCACUGCAGGAGCCAAUUGGACCCCAGAUCAAUCCAGUUUUCCUUCUCUCCAUCAUUUCCUGCUGUUUUCUCAAAGUCUUUCCUAUUCCCAUGAUCCUCCUCUAACUCUUUCUCUCUGACCCAUGGGUGACAGAUUCCACUGGAGUCUGUUGAGUUGUCUUGGUAACACACAAUGUCCCGGCUCUCCAUCAGCCAUUCAGAUUCAGUGAACAGAUCUAGUUCCUCUCACUAUAUUAACUCAUCAAACAGAACAGAUUUAGUGGUGAAAGGCUUGUGUGUGUAAAUAACAUUGAUAAAACGGGGGAGGUAUUCCAACAUAUAUGUGACCCUGCACCACAAAACCAGUCAU